GCGACCACAGAGAGGCACAAGGCUGCAGCUUUACGCACGGCGACACUUGUCAUUUUUGAUAAUAUACAUCCUCUGCUAUAAGAAGAUAUGUUGCUGCUGAGGACUUUCGCUCCCUGGCUGCUGUUGGCCUUCCUCGGGCAGCAGGUCUCUCCGUCCUCCGGUGCGCGCAAUAAGAACCGAGGAGCAGACAAGACCGUGACCCCGGCCCCCGACAGAGCGCAGAGGAGCGGGGACAAGUCCGCAGCGACCGGCCGGGGAAAGUUCUCCACCAAGGAUAAGAUGCAGUGCACGUGGGUGGCGAAAGACGUCGCGGACGCGGUAAGGAUGUCGGUCAAAUGCGAGAACCGGGAGGCGCGCGUCAAAGGCGGAGUCACCGAUCUGGAGUGUCAGUACAACGCCAAACCUGAGCGCUGCCCGGGCUACCAGUCCGACCCCAAGGGCUUCUGGAAACAGGUGGCCCGCGCGCUCAAAAGGCUGCAGGGCAAAGUGUGCAGGGAUGAGCGCGCGCUGGUGAGGGCUGGCAUGUGUAAGCGCGCGCCCCGGGAUGCGCACUUCAAGCUGGACGUCAGCAGCUCCGUUUCCGCAGCGCAGUCCGGUGACACUCCGCCGCUACCUCUCUCCACCUCCUCCUCCUCCUCCUCCUCCGCCUCCGCCGCUCCCGCUCCCGCCGGUCCGACCGCCUGCACGCGCGCGGACCACCGGAGAAAGGCCGAAGAGCACUGCAGCAGCUCGUGGGCCAGCCUGUGCUCUUUCUUUUUCUCCAUGCUGCAAAGUGACGACUGUUAGUUUCAGAGGAGCGGACGUGGACAUGAUCAGACUUUAAAUUAGGACUCAACAAAUGUAACGAUCCUUAAUCAAUAAUAAUAAUCCGAUAUUCUCUCCACAGUGUGCAUUUUUACAGAUUGUACACACACACACACACACACACACACACACACCAACAUGACAUGUGUACUCCUGCUGGAUAUUAUCAGGUGUUUUGAAUGUGACAAUCUGAACUGAAGAUGUUUUAUGUCCAUUAAAUGUAGUAAUUUAU
This is a messenger RNA of Morone saxatilis (striped sea-bass), 1036 nucleotides long. RefSeq names its product fibroblast growth factor-binding protein 1-like. NCBI's taxonomy places the organism in Eukaryota, Metazoa, Chordata, Actinopteri, Moronidae. The transcript is spliced from 2 exons. The record is from RefSeq and is a predicted model, not a curated record. Bases 88 to 786 code for a protein of 232 amino acids. Gene Ontology annotation, molecular function: growth factor binding. Gene Ontology annotation, biological process: cell-cell signaling.